UCCCAAUCUAGCAGCAGCACAAAGAUAUCCUCACUGAAGCUGGAAUCGACUUCAAUAAUAUUGAGAAGACCAGAAAGCACCUUCACAAGCAUGCAGAAGGAGGAUUCAAAGAGUUCAAGACCAAAGAGACGAUUCUCAAGUACUUUAUAGAUAUCUCCAAGGAAGAUAUCAGAGAAUAUGCUACCACUGGGUUUACCAUCGACAUCAUAGGCACUGCUCCUCCCACUGACGACGGCGAGUGCAAUGUCAUUGCCCUCAGAGCUGACAUGGACGGCCUGCCCAUGAAGGAAGAAACUGGAGUUGAGUAAGCUUCAAUAACAGAGCAUGCCCACAUGUGUGGCCAUGAUGGUCAUAUAGUAAUGCUAAUAGCAUCAGGGAUAUACCUGAAGAAGAAUCAAGACAAGAUUCCAUCGAAUAAGACCGUGAUGCUGUUGUUCCAACCGGAUGAGGAAGGACUUGGGGGAGCUGAUAUUAUGGUAAAGGAAGGGUGCCUUGAAGGAGUUGAUGAAAUCUAUGGAUAUCAUCAAGUUCCCCUUGGCCAAGAAAGUACUAUAUCUAUUAAAUCUGGUGCUUUGAUGGCUGGAAGAGAUAAUGUAUUUAUUCAAAUUGAAGGUUUAGGAGGUCAUGGAUCUGGACCCGCUAAUGCUAUUGAUCCUAUCACUGCAGCUUGUCACCUCCACAAUGCCUUCCACACGAUCAAGUCUCGAAACACCUUCAAUACGGAUGUGGCUGCAUUCACGAUUUGUGAACUUAAUUCAGGAACAACCUUUAAUGUUAUCCCAAGAACAGCAGAGAUGAAAGGAACUAUUAGAUAUUAUGACGAAGACGUCAGAAAGAAAAUUGUAGAAAGAAUCAGAACACUCUCUCAAGAAAUCUGUGAAGGCAUCAACUGCAAGUCUGAAGCGACCAUUGGUCCUAGCUACCCAGAGGUUAUCAAUAGUGAGAAACAAACUAAUAUUGUUCUCGAGGCUGCUGGAAAGGAACUAGGAGAAUCUUCUAUAAAUACUAAAGAUCAUUUGCCUAUGUUUGCAAAUGAAGAUUUCUCAUUUUAUCUUCAGAAUAUUCUUGGUGGGUUCAUUUUCUAUAGCUGUAAACCCAGGAGAAGAGCCAGUGUCUUUACACUCACCUUAUGUAGAUUUCAACGAUAACAUAACUGCAGCAGGCAUCUACAUGAAUUUGAAAAUCUUGGAGCACAGACUUGGCAUAUCCUUAUUGUAGGUAUUCGAAUAAACUAAGCCAUUAUCCAAGUUUGUAUCACUAAUUCCUC
Moneuplotes crassus is the source of this 1267-nucleotide messenger RNA. The record is from the annotation of a GenBank genome assembly. NCBI's taxonomy places the organism in Eukaryota, Ciliophora, Spirotrichea, Euplotida, Euplotidae.